GAAUAAAGGAGUAGUUUUAGCCGCCGCCGCCGCCGUAGAGCCCGUUCCCCCUCCCGCGGCCAGCGACCAUGUCGAGUGGCCUGAACAUGUCCCUAGACGACCUCAUCAAGCAAUCCAAGUCCAGGCCCAAAGCCAACCCCGCCUUCUCUUCCGGGCCCACCCGCCGGGCGGCGCCGUCCGCCCGAACCAUGCCCUACCCGCCGUCUGCUCCCAAGGCCGCCACCGCCGACUCUCUGUACGGUGUCUACUCCGAGCACGUUGCCGCCAUGGCAACCUCCCCGCCACCGCCGGCGGUGGCCGGGCCACAGGCACUCGAGACGGGCACGAAGCUGCACAUCUCCAACCUCGACUCCAGCGUCACCGUCGAGGACGUCCAGGAACUCUUUUCAGAGAUUGGUGAGCUCAAACGUUAUUCUGUUAACUACGAUAAGGAUGGGAAGUCUCAGGGAAGUGCGGAAGUUGUCUUUGCAAGAAAAGUAGAUGCUUUGGAUGCUAUUGAGAGAUAUAAUGGUGUUCUGCUUGAUGGGAAGCCAAUGAAGAUAGAGCUCAUUGGAAAUAAGACCGAGCCACACCCAACAGAACCUUUGAUGUACAACGGCACUUCUUCUAACUACAAUGCAACUCCAAACAGUUUGCUUCAGAGAGGUGACCAGAGAGGGCCAUUUCAUGGUAAUGGUCGUUCUGGAGGCAGUGGUCAGGGCGGUGCUGGCAAAAGAGGAAUGUUUCAAGGCAACGUUCGUCCUGGAAACACUGUCCAGGACGGUGGUGGGCGGGGACAGGGCAGAGCCAGAGGGCAUGAUCGCAGCCGAGUUCCGGCCUCUGCUGCGGAUCUUGAUGCUGAACUGGAGCAGUAUCAUGCAGCAGCAGUGAAGCAAAAAUGAGGCUCUGAUGUACUCCGUAUAUUUUAUACUCCCUCCGUCCAUAUAUAAGUGACGUGGUUUUAGUCCAAAUUUAAACUAAAACCACUUCACUUAUUUAUGAACGGAGGGAGUAUAUAUAUAGAUUGUUGCAUUAUUAGUUUUCUGCUUUUAGUCGUCAGGUACCAUGUUGAGAAAAGUUGGAAGGCAUUAAUUCGACAUUUACAUCUGCUGUGCUUUUGAUAUCCCUACUCCGUGCUGGAUAUGUCGUAUUACCUAAUUUUGAAACAGGGGUGUUCUCUUGGGGUUUAUUUGGAUAAUAAGAUUACAAAGAACUAGUUCUUGUUAAAUUCAAUUUCUAACUGAAUCUUGGAUA
Molecule: messenger RNA, 1233 nt
Organism: Triticum urartu
Lineage: Eukaryota; Viridiplantae; Streptophyta; Magnoliopsida; Poales; Poaceae
Product: THO complex subunit 4D
Biological process (GO): mRNA export from nucleus
Cellular component (GO): nucleus
Molecular function (GO): mRNA binding
Source: RefSeq, a predicted model, not a curated record